This is a messenger RNA of Populus euphratica (Euphrates poplar), 1827 nucleotides long. RefSeq lists its product as uncharacterized. Lineage: Eukaryota; Viridiplantae; Streptophyta; Magnoliopsida; Malpighiales; Salicaceae. The record is from RefSeq and is a predicted model, not a curated record. The transcript is spliced from 2 exons. The coding region runs from base 437 to 1633 and encodes 398 amino acids.
CCCUCCCUCUCUCUCUCCCCCUCUCUCCCUCCCCCGCUACCUUUCUCUCGCUACCUUGGUCUUUCAAGUUAGGGUUUUUUUUUAUCGUGCUUCGUUGUUGUUGGAAUCCCCAUUUCUCUUUAGCAGAUCAAGCUUCUCUGCUUUGUGAUUGGGCUGGAAAACUUGAGCCAGACAGAAAGCAGUGAUAUGUUGUGUUGGGUUUGGAUUGAUUGAUGUCUGGCAUCACACAUGGGUUUGUCAUCAUUACUACGUGCAGAGUGAGGGUUGAUUGCUCUGGGUGACUGGUUGGUUCAGUUUUCAACAACCUGAUUCCAGUAUUUUUUGUGGAAAUUUCCAAAUCAAAAUUAAUCCUCGGAAGGAAGUGCAUGCACGACCAGAGGAGGAUUCUUUGUGUCCAUGCUGGCAGAGAGCAUGCGUGGAAUUUGUGCUUCGGGUAAUGCCCCUGACGAGUGCUGCUGCCGAUGCAUUGGGUGUGGUGACAAUUUGUCUAGUCGUUAUUUUGAGUCUUUUUGGUCUGGUGUGCAUUGCUUACUCGUUUUACUUCCGCUCUCGUGUUCGUAGUCAGGGCUUUUCUCAACUCAGCUAUUUUAGCGGUCCCUGGAUCAUCCGAAUAAAUAUCAUCUUGUUUGCAAUCUGGUGGGGUGUUGGUGAAAUUUUACGGUUAAGUUUGUUGAGACACAAGGGUAGAGUGUUGGAUGUCCUUGACUACAAAUGGCAGGAAACUGUCUGCAAAUGCUACAUUGUCUCGAAUUUGGGUUUUGCAGAACCUUGCUUGUUACUCACCAUCAUAUUUCUUCUUCGGGCGCCCUUACAGAAGAUGGGAUCGGGAGCUCUUUGUCACGGGUGGAAUGGGAAAACCGCAUUAUGUGUCCUCCUUUAUUGCCUUCCAGUGUUUUUCCUUCAGCUUGUUAUUAUUCUAAUUGGGCCGCAAUUACGGAGUAGAUUGAAAAGGUUGCCUCAUUAUUUUACAAUCACUGCUGCUCAUGGGAUGCAAAAUGCUACCUUUUGCACUUACCCUUUAUUGAAUACAAUCCUUCUUGGGGUUUUUGCUUCUGCACUAACUGUCUACCUGUUUUGGCUUGGAAGGCGGAUUUUGAAAUUGGUCAUCAAUAAGGGUUUGCAAAAGAGAGUAUACACGUUAAUAUUCUCAGUUUCAAGUUUCCUUCCAUUGAGGGUUCUUUUACUUGGACUAUCUGUUUUAUCUAAACCAGAGCAUUUUCUAUUUGAAGCUCUUGCUUUCUCAGCCUUUCUUGCCCUUUCAUGCUGUGCUGGGGUGUGUAUCUGCAUGCUUGUUUACUAUCCAGUUGCUGAUUCUUUAGCGCUGGGAGAUCUUCGAGACUUGGAGGCUAGAAGACAUGCUGCCGAUGAAACCAUUUCCCUGGUUGCAAACCAAAGCAAUCUUGAAGAAAGUGGUAUGAGCCCAGGCAGAAACUCUGACGCCUCAACCAAGCGUGGAUCAAUUUCUUUCCGGACUUACCAAAGAGAUGGCACUUCUUCAGGGCCAUUUGUGGAACUGAGCCUUUUUUCACCAAGUCGAGAUGCCACUCCACCAGGCUCACCUCCACCGCUCGGCUGGCCUAUGCGCCCGCUUUUGGACCUGAAAACUGGGCGAGGAAGUGAGUUCGCGCAGUGAAUAUCAAUUUUGUGAUUAAGAAAAACUGAUUGUAAAGGGUUAGUUUCCAAAAGGAUUUUUAUUAUUGGUUUGUUUUCUAGUGUUAGAUUAUCCUGGUUUUUGGGUCAGUGAUUCCAAGAUCUGCUUCUCUUCUUUUUGUAACAUUUUUAAUGUUGAUUUUUAUUGGCGUCUUUCUAAAUAGCCUCUUCAGUUAA